Molecule: messenger RNA, 1206 nt
Organism: Homarus americanus (American lobster)
Lineage: Eukaryota; Metazoa; Arthropoda; Malacostraca; Decapoda; Nephropidae
Product: proteoglycan 4-like
Exons: 3
Coding region: 1-1206 (401 amino acids)
Source: RefSeq, a predicted model, not a curated record
AUGUAUAGAAGAACAGAGGUUGAAGUGAGAGGGGCGGAGAUGGAACAGAGAAAGAGAUGGAACAGAGAAAGAGAUGGAACAGAGAAAGAUGGAACAGAGAAAGAGAUGGAACAGAGAAAGAGAUGGAACAGAGAAAGAGAUGGAACAGAAAGAGAUGGAACAGAGAAAGAGAGGGAACAGAGAAAGAGAUGGAACAGAGAAAGAGAUGGAACAGAAAAGAGAGAACAGAAAGAGAUGGAACAGAGAAAGAGAUGGAACAGAAAGAGAUGGAACAGAAAGAUGGAACAGAAGAGAGAACAGAGAAAGAAUAGAGAGAAAGAUGGAACAGAAAGAUGGAACAAGAAAGAGAUGGAACAGAGAAAGAGAUGGAACAAAGAAAGAGAUGGAACAGAGAAAGAGAUGGAAGCACCUAAAAAAGCCCUCAGUCAUUCGUCAGCACCUAAAGAAGCCCUCAGUCAUUCGUCAGCACCUAUAGAAGCCCUCAGUCAUUCGUCAGCACCUAUAGAAGCCCUCAGUCAUUCGUCAGCACCUAUAAAGCCCCAGUCAAGCACCCCCUCAGUCAUUCGUGAGCACCUAAAGAAGCCCUCAGUCAUUGAGUCAACACCUAAAGAAGCCCUCAGUCAUUCGUCAGCACCUAAAAAGCCCUCAGUCAUUCGUGAGCACCUAAAGAAGCCCUCAGUCAUUCGUGAGCAUCUAAAAGCCCCCAGUCAUCAGCACCAAAAGAAGCCCUCAGUCAUUGAGCACCUAAAGAAGCCCUCAGUCAUUCGUGAGCACCGAAAGAAGCCCUCAGUCAUUCGUGAGCACCUAAAGAAGCCCUCAGUCAUUCAGUCAUUCCACCUAAAGAAGCCCUCAGUCAUCCGUCAACACCUAAAGCCCCCGGACAUCCUGUCAACGCCUAAAAGCCCCGGUCAUCCGUCAGCACCUAAAGACAUCCUGUCAACACCUAAAGAAGCACCCAUCCGUCAACACCUAAAGAAGCACCCGGUCAUCCCGUCAACACCUAAAGAAGCCCCGGACAUCCUGUCAACGCCUAAAGAAGCCCCGGUCAUCCCGUCAGCACCAAAGAAGCACCCGGUCAUCCUGUCAACCUCACAUCCGUCAACACCUAAAAAGCACCCGGUCAUCCGUCAACACCUAAAAAGUCAUCCUGUCACACCUAAAGCACCCGGUCAUCCCGUCAACACCUUUCAUCCCGUCAACACCUAA